CCCGUUUUUGCCGCAGGAAUUCGGAAUCCGUCACCUACUUCUGGCAGAACUGGAACAUCCCCGUGCACAAGUGGUGCCUCAGGCACUUCUACAAGCCGAUGCUGCGGCGGGGGGUGGGGAAGCGCACGGCGCAGGCGGCCGUGUUCCUCGCCUCCGCCUUCUUCCACGAGUACCUGGUGAGCGUCCCCCUGCGGAUGUUCCGGCUCUGGGCCUUCAUGGGCAUGGCGGCGCAGAUCCCGCUGGCCUGGCUGGUGUCGCGGUUCCUGCGGGGGCACUACGGCAACGCGGCCGUGUGGCUGUCCCUGAUCCUGGGCCAGCCCGUGGCCGUGCUCAUGUAUGUGCAUGACUAUUACGUGUUGCACUGCAACAACACGGGAUAACACGGGAUAACAUGGGUUAAACCGGGAUAAACCACAGAAACCGGAAUAAACCGGAUAAACCACACAAACCGGCUCAUGUAUGUGCAUGACUAUUACGUGUUGCACUGUAAUAACACGGGAUGACACGGGAUAGACCGGGAUAGACCGGGAUAAACCGGGAUAGACUGGGUUAAACUGGGUUAAACUGGG
Messenger RNA from Taeniopygia guttata (zebra finch), 569 nucleotides. Lineage: Eukaryota; Metazoa; Chordata; Aves; Passeriformes; Estrildidae. The record is from RefSeq and is a predicted model, not a curated record.